AUGUUAAGUAAAGAAGGAUUUUUAGGAGUGUCACUCAUCCUUAUUGCCAUAGGAACAGGAGGAAUAAAAGCUAACCUGUCUCCAAUGGGCGCAGAUCAAGUGAAGGAACAAGGGGAGCAAAUGGUGCAGAAAUUCUUUAAUGCGUUUUACUGGUUCAUCCAAAUUGGUAGUAUACUUGCUUUUACAGUUGUUGUGUACGUUCAACAAGAAGUGUUAUUUUUUUACGGUUAUCUGAUAUUAGCAGUUUCAAUGACUUUAGCAACCAUUCUGCUGCUUAUUGGAAGAAGGAGCUACAAACUGCACCCUCCGGAGGGCAGUUACUUAACUGACACAUUACGUAUCAUUGGUAAAGGCUUGAAAAACUACUUCUUUUGUAAGCGGAGAUCUUCGGCUCUAAUGAGCCACUGGCUUGAUGGUGCAAAAGAAUCAAAAGGAGGAACUUUCUCUGAAGAAAUGGUUGAAGGUGUCAAGUCCGUGGUUCAGCUGAUCCCGAUCUUUUUAACUUUUAUAUUCUACUGGACAAUAUAUGGGCAGGUGAGAGCGACUCUUUUGUAAACUUAUUGCUUUUUCAUGUCAUUCAGCAAUACUAAGGCUCUUAUAGGAGCGCAUGAAGAGGAGAAUGUGUGACAAUGGAGGCUCCUUAUAGAACUUUUUGUUUCAGCCUGUUCCACAUUUUCAUUUGUUUUGCGGCGUUAAUUAAUCAUGGUGGGGCUAAUCCGACCACUCCUCAAAUCGGUUAUAAAAUUGAUUAAUUUACAAAGACUUUGUUGGCUUUUGCCUUUUAUCUACCAGAUCGUCGUGGCCUUCAAAUAUGAAUAUCAGGCCAAUCGAAUUAAAUUUGGGUAUAUGAUGGCACCGAUCAAAUGUUUGAUGUCUCAGAUUACGCCAUUCAUACGUCAGUUUUAAACUUCCACAUUUUUAUACGAAAGCACCUUUCAAGGGGAGAAAAACUCUGAAAAAAUUUACCGUAUCACAAUUAUUGGCAGAGAUAAAACAUUUUGAAUUUUGGAAUGUUUGUAGCACAGAUAGGAGGUACUCCUUCUCCCCCUCCCCCUAGGUAUAAUAAUUCUUCUUCAUAGAGAGGUAUUUUAUCGUUGUGUCGUCAUUUAAGUUGUGUGUUUACCGUUGAAAGCUAAAAGAAAAUUGACAAAAUGGAAAACGGGGAUUUCUACCAUUGCUAGAACUACCCGUAGACCACAGUAAGAAGUCCCGUGAUCCUUUUAAAAUCAAAUUUGCCAGGCUGAGCGUUUUCUUGCCACUAUUAAAGGUUUAUGUUACCGGAAGAUCAACUUAAAAUUAACAAAAAAAAAUUGGCGAAAAUUCAAUGGACACAAAUUCAUUGGAGAAACUAUGGUGCUGGGGCGGCAAUUAAAUUUCUUUGAAGUCUCAUAACUGGAGUUAUAUGUAUGGUAGCGAGAAAAACAAAAACCCGUUUUUUUUCUUUACCCAGCUACUAAGGUUCUUUAACUUCUAGUGAUAUGCCAGUGAUUUAAGUUUGCCUACGAAAAUUAACAUUAAUUUUCAUUAAACCUCUUUGGGGACGUCUUUUUUUUGGUUGUGACUUCAAACAAAAUAUCUAUCGUUUCAUUAUUUUAUCAACAAUCGGAGACUAUCUGGCAAAAUUGGUAAAGAAAAAUAAAAAUGUGUAAAAUUACCCCAAAUAAGCAAUUUGAGGGAUGGUUUGGCUCCUGAAUGAAACAAACAAACAAACAAAUAAACAAAAAGUGAAAUACGUUUAUUUGUUAUUUGUUAGUCACUACAUUUAACUUCUGUGUUAUAUUUGUGCUUUUUCGAAACCUUAGUUGAUUUGUUUUUUUUUAGUGUUUUACCACGUUUGUCCUUCAAGCUUCCUACAUGAAUUUAAAAGUUUCAGGGCAAACAUCACUUCCCGCGGCCUCACUGAAUCUGUUUGAAAACAUUCCCCUGCUUGUUCUUAUUCCAUUUAUCGACCGAGUGGUGUACCCAGGUCUGCACCGUCUUGGCUUUAAUUUGACCCCACUACGCAGAAUUGGUGUUGGGUUGCUGUUCGCCGCGGGCUCAGUUGCUUUAGGAGGAAUUAUCGAAGUGGAAAGGAAACACGUCUUACAAACUAACGGAACGUUUAAACAAGACUUGUUCAAUAAAACCGUGAACGCAUCCACUAUGAGUGUGUUUUACCAAGUACCUCAGUACAUCUUACAAGGAGCAAGCGAGGUUCUGGUUGGCGUUACAGGUAACAGUCCACAUCUAUAUUUGGAAUUUCAACUUUACAGAAUCUUGAUAGUAAAUUUACAGAGCGGCAGUAACAAAUAGCCCAACAAUGUCGUUUCAGGACGGGCAGGGAAUUUUAAUAUGUUAAGAAACAUUUAGUCAAUAAGUUCUUUCCUCGGGUCUUCACUGCUCUCAAUAAAAGUCACCCUCCCUGCUAAGAAAAAUUUAAAAUAAAAAAUUCUCUUGGCUGGCAUGUGUAACUGGCGGAUAUGAAAUAUUGGUGAAGCCACGAUAUCAUGAAAAAACAACAUGGCGUCUAUAAAACGAAAGCUAAACGACACGGAAGACAUAAAUAGUAGUGUAUUUGAUCAGGAUAAGAUUGACUGAACUUUCUGGAGAAGUACAUGGAAGUAACGACUAUAUUUUCUAGUCAUCGUAGAAUUAUUAGAAUUUGUUAGACGGAAGACUCACAGUAACACUGAUUCCAAUACUCAGACCAAAGUCAACUCUGGCCCUGUUAGGACAGCGACUAUACCGUACAUCAGAGGCACCUCUGAAACUAUCGCACUUCAACCUUACAAUGUGCGUGUUGCUUACAAACCGACAACCACUUUACGACAACUAUUUACAAACCGGAAGACUGACAGGGAAAGGGUGAGAAAACUGGUAAAUACUGCGUCAGACUACUAUAUUUUAGUAAAAUCCAACUACAGUGGAACCCCGAUAUAACGAUAUACCAAGGGAGCAGUGGAAUUAGAUCGUUAUAUCGAGGUAUCGUUAUAUCGAGACUCCCGAUAUAACGAUAUUAUCGUAAAAUAGCCGAAAAUAUCGUUAUAUUGGGGUAAAAUUAACAUGUACUUUUUUUACUACAUAUUGUUUCAUUAAACUUGUAAUGAGUAUCAAAUGACUCACAAAUGUAGCGUUUCAAGCACGCAGCAAUGUCCUUAAACAAUUUGCAAAGCAUUAAGACGUUAUCAAGGUUACACAACAAAGUCUGUGGUAUGAAUCGUAAAAGGGAAACAAAACAAAACUUAAACAUUGGAAGUUGCGACUGUAAUCGUCUUUACUUUUCGCUGUUUGCGUGUUCAUUGUUUUUCUUUUUUAACAGACACUUGUUCGUUAAUUAAAGUACUCUUCAAGUUUGGUUUGCCUCAUUUGUUUUAUUUGCAAUCUUGAAAACGCAUCCUGCAUCGCUGAAAGAGAGGAAAGGAAUUCUCUCUCUCGGUCGCCCGAGUCAUCCAACGUGAUAAUAAAAUCUCUAAUUGCUUUGACAGCUUCAGUAGCUUGCACAGGAGUCAGGCCUAGGGGCGUAGGUUCAAUCACUGAUAUAUCAUCAUCAGAGUCUGAGUCGUCCCCUUGAGAGCUAGCAUGCGCGACUAUAUCUGUGUACUGUUACUGUAAUAUCAUUAUAUCGGGGAAGAUUUUACGCUCGGUGCGCUAAAAACUCAUCGUUAUAUCGGGAAUAUCGUUAUAUCGAAGAUCAUUAUAUCGGGGUUCUGUCCCAUACAUUUUACUGUAACUUUUACCGGGACAUAGCAUAUCUAUCGUUAUACCGGGGAUAUCGUUAUAACGAGGAUCGUUGUAUCGGUGUUCUACUGUAGUGGUCUAUUAUCAAUGCUGCGUUCUGAUUGGUUGAGUUACUACUAGGCUAUUUGUUAUAGCUCACUAGUACCGAAAAGCGCGGGCUUUUUUGGCGGCAAAAAAGGGUUAAAGUCUAGCUUUAACUAGCUAAAAUAUUUUUAUUCUCGAUAUUUUUGACCAACUAGUUGGAUUUUACUAAAACAAUUAUUCCUCUCGCGCGCAUGGCCUCUGAGUCAAUAGCCCAUUCGGCCUCGAGGAAUAAUUGAUAGGCAAACUAACUUGAAAGUAAGUGUACUAGAUGUUGAGGCCUUAAUUUAUACGAGUGCAAGUGUUCUUUUACUGGCUUUUAGUAAAAUGCUAAAUCGUUUAACACUGGAUAACUUUGUUUAGCCAAAAUGAAACAGUACUUAAUCUUAAACUUCUCCCUACACUAAAGGCUGUCUUAGUUCCAUUGCCCCUAUGUUUGAUAUUUAGAACAGCAUCGCAACUACGGAUGCCAUCCCUACAUACAAAAAUGCACAGGCAAGAUUGGGACCAUGGCAGCCUUGAUUACAAAAUGUAAAUACCGUAAAAUCCCACGUCAAAGCCCUAGUCUUAUAGAACUUCAUAAGGGGUUUUGGGUGGGCUUAUAAACGGGUGGGGGGGGGGGGGGCUUAUAUCUGGGGGUCAUAUAAGCGGAAUGAAAAAAUAUUUCGGAACGGCGAGAUAAAACGUAUCUGAGCAACAAAUUAAAGCAAACAUACCGUUACAUUUAGUGUUACAUUUAUAAUACAUUUAUCGUGCGUCAUUCCAAAACACUGGAGUUAAACAGUUGUGUUGGGAAUGAACAGUGGAGCAGAACUCGUAGCGUUGUUACAUAUGCAUAAACAUUUGUUUCUUUCUUUGGUAUCAAUAUAAUUAUUGUUCCAAAGUUCACAGCCACUUGUUUAUGCCUACAACUUUAGAUUGAAAAUUUUGAUGUUUGUAAAGAAACGCGAAAAGAGCACAUUUAUACAUUAGAUGGGCUUUUAAACGGGGGGGGAGCCUAUAUCCGGAAUAAUAUCUUCGUUAGCAAGUCGAUGGGCUUAUAUCCGGGGGGGGGGGCUUAAAACCGGGGGGGCUUUAACGUGGGAUUUUACUGUAAUCACUUAAAUACAACAUCAAAAUUUCACAGGCAAUAUAAUAGUUGCACUUUACACCCAGAGUGUGGGGGUCGUGGACUAGAAAGGAUUGUAGUGAUAAUUAACAGACUGUAAUCUAAUGAAAGAGGGACCGUGAAGUAUAGUAGCACCACAUCUGAAUUUCAGUCCCCCAAAAUUUUGAUAAGUUCAAUUAUAGAAACCCCCUUCGUCGAACGUAAUACCCCACUGAAUAGACAAGCGGGGGAAUUCAUGUUGACGUUUCUUCUUUCAGGUCUCGAAUUCGCUUAUACUCAGUCCCCUGCUGACCUUCGCGGCGUAGUCAUGGGUUUGUGUCUCGCAAUGAUUGGUUUUGGCUAUUACUUAGCAUCAGCGUUGGCUUCCAUUGUUAAACACGCAUCAAAUGGUGAUUGGUAUCCUGAAAACCUCAACAAAGGAUAUCUGGAAUACUACAUGUUCCUGUUGGCUGGGCUUAUGUUAGUGAAUGCCUCUGUGUUUCUGUUUUUAGCAGUUAGGUAUCGAUAUUUAAAUCAUGAUCGUGAAAUGAAUGUAACUUGUCCGAGGACGAUCUUCACAGAGAUUACUGUGAGUGACCUACAAAGGGACUCUAGAGUUAUAGCGACAGCCCUCAUGUAGACUAAAAUCGGUUACCUCUGUUGGUGCACCUGCAUGGAGGUCUAGGGAGAGGCCAGACUGGUACUGUGCUGCAGCUAGUUUUUUUUUUUUUUUGCACUUUUUUCAUCAAAGUCAUAGCUAACCCUGACAGAGGUAUUGCUAUCGGUACUGAACAUUUUACUCAUAACGUGGUUACCGGGGACGUUUUUGCACGAUUUUGUCGUGUGGUGGUGGUAUGGAUAUCUUCUAGAACUGGGUGGGGGCUCAAAAUGCAAGAAACAAUACGUUACGCAUAUAUUUUUAAAGAAAUGUUUGCAUGGAUAGUACAGUGGAACCCCGCCUUACGACCACCCCGUUUAUAAGACCACCUCGUUAUUACGGCCAUAUUCUUUCAAACCAAAAGUAACAACCAUUGAGUCAUUUUCUUAUUUCAAAGACCCCGUUAAUGCGACCACCUCGUUAUUACGACCAGGAUUUUAUGGCCCAACGGUGGUCGCAUUAACGGGGUUCCACUGUACAAAAUUUAUUUCGGAGACAAGUUGAGGAUUUUGGACAGGCAGUCUUUAAAACAAAAAAUCAUUAUUAGUGCCUAUAACCUAAGAAUUUUUAUUCCUUUAAUUCGAGAAGAUUUUGCCGUCUGAACGCAUGAAAACUUUCAAAUUUGCCGCCAUUUUGGCAUUCCAUUCUUCUCAGUCUUUUCUCGGAGCAGUUGACCAGCACCGUUUCAAAGUGGCACUCUGAUUGGUCCGUUUUGCCUCGCAGUGAGUGUUUCCGUACCAGACUGUACCGAGUCGAUCACAACAAAACACGAUACCUAUUUCAACCUCCUUUUGUUUCGCGUCUGCUUCACUCGCUAGAGAUUUCAUUCCGUCACAGUGGUUGCAUUCCUUAAAGGACUACACAAUUGUUACCCCAAAAUACGUAUCCCCUGGAUAGUGCCUUUCCCGAUAGAAAUGCCUUCCCUGUGAUGCUUUUAGCAUAUCUUAUGAAAGCUAAGUUUAAUGAUAAUAGUAGCUUCUAGUUUAUUAUUCGGUAUUCCGAGUUAGGAGUGAUACUUUUUUUCGGUACAACUCGUACACUCGGUACAGUUGGUUCACUGAGUACAGCCAGCACACCCGGUACACUCCUUGUAUUAUGCUCGGUGGCUCGGUACACUCGGUACAGUCGGUAAGCGCGGUAUAACGAUCUUCUCGUAUACUGACAGCAGUAGCUGUUGUGAAAGGAGGAUUCUUUGAGAUCGAAUUUACUUCAUACAUCAAGGCACACAACACGUGUUCUGAUGAUGUUGAAGACAUGCGCAAAACAUAGGAAACCGAAGGUAAGGGGCCAAAAAGUUGGUUGGCUAUUGAAUUUAUCAAGUAGAGUCUUAUUACCAGUGAGAAAUAAUAUUUAUGCGUACGAGCUGGCCAAUCAGAGGGCCGCUUUGGAUCGGUGCCGGGCAGCCCUCUCGGAAGCCACUCGGAAACGAAGGAGCUGUGACGUAGAUUAAGGAACUAUGACGUAAAUUAAGCAAUACGUAACUGAAACAGCUGUUAAAAGGCAAAAAAUGCCAGUAAGAUGUGUUGCAGUUAGAUGCGGCAACACUGGCGACUCUAAGAAAGGGGUUCAAGCAUCCAAAAAAGUACCGUUUUUCAGUUCCUGAAGUUAUGUCUCAUGAGCCUGUCAAUCUUGUGAUCAGCGCAACAGAGUUUGCAAAAGAACCAUGAUUGCGUUAAAAUCGCAAAAUGUUCCCGCUGAGGUUCGUGCAGUAAUGUGUAAAUUUGUACGUCACCGGCACUUGAGCCUUGAUUUCAAAUGGAUAGUCAGAAGAAGUAGGAAUAAGUAGGCUUCGAUAACGGAUGAUCUGAAUAAUCGCACUUAAAUCAACUGAGUCACUGUAAAAAAAAUUCGAUCUAUCUACGUCAUAGAUCUCGAGUCCUGUACUUCUAGGACAGAGCGUCCUUGGAGGUGGACAUCGAUCUCGAAAGUUUCUCGAAAAGUCUGCCAUUAAUUUCGCCCGAACCCAAGCGUUUACUUUAACCUUCG
This is a messenger RNA of Porites lobata, 7529 nucleotides long. The record is from the annotation of a GenBank genome assembly. Lineage: Eukaryota; Metazoa; Cnidaria; Anthozoa; Scleractinia; Poritidae.